Messenger RNA from Hippoglossus stenolepis (Pacific halibut), 12191 nucleotides. It is a transcript of the gene mtcl2, whose product is annotated as suppressor of glucose, autophagy associated 1. The transcript has 25 exons. The record is from RefSeq and is a predicted model, not a curated record. Gene Ontology annotation, biological process: regulation of autophagy. Bases 390 to 6143 code for a protein of 1917 amino acids. Lineage: Eukaryota; Metazoa; Chordata; Actinopteri; Pleuronectiformes; Pleuronectidae.
GCAUCCCGUUAUCUGGGCGGAGAGAGAGAGAGAGACUUACCCACACACUGCCUCUGUUCUCAGCCUCAGCUCCAUGAGCAGGAACCGGCCGGACAGUGACGAGAGCAGAGGAGGACACCUCGGAACAAAGCGGGAUUAUUAACACAUCUCCCACACUCACACGCUGGAGAGCAGGACAACACUUCGCCGUUUUAUCGGACUCUUGCUGCUUCCUGGUCCUGUUGCGCUCCGGGGGCUCAGGCUGUGGCUGCAGAACAGGAUCUCCUCCCUUUGUGUUGCUCUGCGGUUGUUUACUCACACUCCUCCACUCCACAACUUCUGCCUCCUCCUCCGUUCCUCCUCCAGGAGGUUUCAUUUCUUCUUUUCUUGUGUCGGCCUAAACGGAAUGAAUGACAAAAACAAAGGAGGUUGAUGUCCAUAACGCCGCGACUCACCUCUCCUUCGCCUCGCCCAAGGAACGGAGACUCCAUCUCCGGCAGAAGAUGGAAAGCGGAGGCGGGACGGAGGGCUGCGACAGCGGGCACUCGCAGCACGCGGUGCCGGGGCAGCAGCAGCAGAAUCCCCGGGGGGAGAACGCGGAGCUCCCUGCGGUGCUGUCCGCUCAGCCUUCCGGCGAGAAGAAGAAGAAGAUAAACCGGGCUCCGUCGCCGGCCAGACCGAAGGAUGUACCCGGGUGGUCGCUCACGAAGAUCCGCGGCGGUAUUGGGACGCCGACCCUGAGCGUCAAGCCCGGAGCGAUCCACCUGGGGAGCCGCAUUUCCAGGCGCAGCCCCGUGGGGAGUCUCGCGGGGAAGGACGGCAGAGCGGAGAAGAGCGGUGGCGGCAAAACGGCCGGAAAAUCCUCCGCCGCGUUGUCCAAGAGCUCGGCGUCCAAGGCGGCCAAAAGCACCGGGGGGAGGAGGAAGGUGUCGGACGCCAGCAUAGGAUCGGACGAUUUAUCCAAGGACUCCGGCUGCGCCCCGGGGAAGCUCUCCCCGACCGACAGCAGCUCCGAGCUCUCGGACUGCGCCUCCGAGGAAAACAAGCUCUCAGCGGACGCUGGGAGCAGCGACGCCGAGUCGAGGAGCAGCCGAGGCGGCGGGCCGGAGGGAGAGAGGCCGCUACGGAAUGGCGCGUUGUCGGAUAGAGGUGGACAACAUGCCGCCGCCAAUAAGACCACCUGCUCAGCCGGGGAGAGAUACGACAAGGACCGGCUCUCUCUUGGCGUGGAGACCGGGGAAGGGAGCAUAUCCCCCGGCGAGGAGCGCUCGGUCACCUCGUAUGACAGCAGGGUGCCAGCGAGCACAUCCCUGGCUUUCUCCGACCUGACAGAGGAGUUCAUGGACGGCAUGCAGGAGGAGUUUGUGAGGGAGAUAGAAGAGCUGAGGUCGGAGAACGAUUACCUCAAAGAUGAGAUGGAGGAGUUGAGGUCCGAGAUGCUGGAGAUGAGGGACAUGUACAUGGAAGACGAUGUCUACCAGCUGCAGGAUCUACGUCAACAGCUGGAGCAGGCAAAUAAGACCUGCCGCAUCCUGCAGUACCGGCUCAGGAAAGCAGAGCGGCGCUCUCUCCGCGUGGCCCAAACAGGGCAAGUGGAUGGAGAACUGAUACGGACACUGGAACAAGAUGUCAAAGUGGCCAAGGACGUGUCUAUCCGUCUCCACAGUCAGUUGGACAGCGGGGAGAAGAAGAGGAGUCGUCUGGAGAAGGAGAACGAGGAGCUGAGGGUCCGACUGCAGGACCUGGAGGUCGCCAAACAGGUCCUGCAGCAGGAGAUAGACAAGAACUCCCAGAAGAAAAGAGGAGCACGACCCAACAACAAACCUGACAAGAAGCUCGGUCCACAGGAGGACAGUUCAGACCUGAAGUGUCAGCUCCACUUUGCCAAAGAGGAAUCAGCCCUGAUGUGCAAGAAGCUGACCAAGCUGGUGAAGGACAGCGACGCCAUGAAGGAGGAGCUGGCAAAGUACCGGUCGCUGUACGGAGACGUGGACGCCUCGCUCACCGUGGAAGAGGUUGCUGACUCCCCCCACACCCGUGAGGCAGAGGUCCGAGUCCACCUGAAGCUAGUGGAGGAGGAGGCCAACCUGCUGAGUCGACGCAUCGUGGAGCUGGAGGUGGAGAACCGGGGGCUCCGAGCAGAGAUGGACGACAUGAAGGGGCCACAAGAUGGACAUCAAGACCUCUCUGGUGUCAGCUGUGGUCUAGGUAUGGGUCUUGGUCUCUCUGGCGGAACCAUGAUGCUCGGAGACGGGGCUGCUUCUGAAAACGUCAUGGAGCUCCAGAGACACCUCCAGUUCGUGGAGGAGGAGGCGGAGCUGCUGAGGAGGUCUCUGAUCGAGAUGGAGGAACAGAACAAGCUCCUGAUGAACGAGAUCAACCGCUACAAAUCCGAACUACCGCCGCUGAUGUCCACGCUGUCAUCCAAUUCGCUGACGUCGCUGGCGGACGGGCUGCUCAACGACAGCCCGGUGCACACCAUACAGGAAGGGGCGGUGUUCAUCAGCACGGACGCCCCUGUCCAGGAGGAGGAGAUCAGACUGGCGAGGCUUCAGAUCGGAGAGCUGAGCGGGAAGGUGAAGAAGCUACAGUACGAAAACCGAGUGCUUCUGUCCAACCUGCAGCGUUGUGAUCUGGCCUCCUACAACGCUCCUUCCUCCUCAUCCUCCUCUUCGUUACGACUGGCUCUGGAGACUGACGCGGAGGCUGGAGACUCAGCUGAGUGCCUCCCCAUCAGCCCGCCCCACCGCAAAGAGCCAGUAGGGGGCGAGAAUGACGCCCUUGAGCUCAAGGAGCGGAAAAAGAAGUUCGAGGACAGCGCUGACGCAACGGCCUCGCUUCCCAGGUGCCUGGGGCAGAAGGACCACGAUGCUUUGCUGGCCAUGAGGGACCAGGCUCGCUUGGUUUCCACGGCGAUACAGCUCCUGACCUCUCCCGAGUCCAACUGCCUCUCCUCCUCGCCAUCCAUCUACCACAAGGUCUGCAGCAACGAGGCAGCGGAGCCGUGCGACCUAGAGAAACCUCAGCCUCACAGUCAGAUUUCUGAGCUGUCUGACCUGGCGGACCGGCCUCUGGUUGGCGCUCUGACCAGCAGGCUCCAGGCUCUGCACAACCAGCUACAAGCCUUUGUGGAGCGGGUUGACAGCCUGGGUAAACCCUCAGCAGGUGGGCGGGACCCUCAGGUGGAAGGAGCCUCUCCCCUGGCCUCCCACGUUUGCUCUAGAGAUGACCUGGAUAGAAUUAAUACUCCUGAGGAGAAGCAGCCUGAUUACAGGGGCCAAUCAGAGACAGACGUUAAAGGUCAAACUGGAGAAAACAGCCAAUCAGAGAUUAACGAGGCACAAAAGCAGGAAAUCAGCCAGCUGGAGCAUGAAGAGAAGGAGACAGAUGAUGAACUGCCCUCCGAGUCCAGCGACCUCCAGGCCCUGUCUGAAGCAGAGGAGUCAGCUCAGGGAGCUCAGGAGGAGCUGGAGAAGGAGAACCCAACUCAGAAAGAAACUGUUGUCAAACUCACACAGCUCCAGGAGGAGCACCAGAAGGCUCUGCUCCGUCGUGACUUCCAGCUGCAGAGUUUGGGUCUCCAGGCUCGGCUGCAGCAGAAGUUAUGGAGCCAGGAGAGGACUCUUCUGGUCCAGGAGUCUCAGCACCUCAAACAGGCCCUCCUACUUCUCAGCCUCAAACUACGCUGCUUCCUCAAACAGUGGCGGCUGGGCUGCAAGAAGGACGCAGAAUGGAAAGACAUCUUGGAGAUGAACAGCCUGAAGGAUCUCUACCUGCUGUUGGAGGAGGACAACCUCACAAGCCCCGCCCACCAGACUGACAAACGAUCUGCUGCUGACGAACAGCCUCUCAGCCCAACUAUCAAGUCGAGUGCCGUGAGCAGUACUUUGGCAGACCUGAGGGUGGCGCUGCAGGAUCUGAGUGGUGAGCUGCGACAGGAGAUGCAAGGCUCCCAGGAACUCACCCAGCAGUUUGCAAAGGCCAAGGCAUCAUGGGAAGUGGAGAGGACAGAACUGCAGAGCCUCAUCACACAGCUUGAGACCAAAGCAGGUAAAGCCGCCGUCUUGACCUGCACCGAUUCAAUGGAUCCUCCAGACCUGAAGGUGGCACUGAAGAGGGAGCGUGAAGAACACCAGCACCUGCUGGCUGAGUCCUAUGCAGCUGUGAUGGAUCUAACUAAACAGCUUCAGAUCGGAGACAGGAACUGGGGCAGAGAGAAGCUGGAGCUGCUGGAGCGGUUCAGUCAGGAGAGAGCUCAGUGGGAGCAGAGACUGAGAGAGGCCACUGCUCAGCAGGGGAAGUCAAAGCCAUCAGGUGGUGACUCCUCUGCAGACCUGCUCGUCGCUAACGGAACAGGAUCGCCAAGGACUAAAUCCACAUCUGAGCUGGACGGACCAGAGGUCAACGGAGCAGCCAACAGAGAAGAGAAAACCCAGUUUAUUGUCCCCCAUCUUUUGAUUGGGCCAGAGCUAGUUGACCUUCCCAGGAAGAACUGGACCUACUUGACCAAUGAGACUCCAGAAGUCGGGGACACCUGUAAAACCUGGGAUGGUCCCAGCGGCUCCUGCAGCAGUCUGGUGGGAUCAGAGCUGGAUCUGGAGUGCGUCCAGAGGAGCUACACUGCUCCAGACCGCACCGGCAUCCGGAUCUACUACAGCCCUCCUGCCGUGCGACGCAUAGAGCAGCGGAGAAAUAACCAGGAGCUUCAGCGAGUGCCGAAUGGGAGCUCGAGUGGCUGGGAUGGGGGCGUGCCUGCUGGGGAAACCCUUGAGGCUCAGCAACAACAGCCUUCAUCCUCCUCCUUCUCAUCCUCGUACGAGCAGUGGCUGAGCUCGCUGUCCAAGCAGCACAGGGAGCUGCUGGAGAGCAGGAGCGGCUGCGUCACCGGGUCCAUCCCCAGCGUCAUCAACAACGGCAUCGGCAGCUCUGGUCACAGUGUGGUCGAUGGGAUCACGUCCUCUUCAGCUUUCCAUGGCCUGGAAAUUGGGGAGAUUUCUGCCAAUUUGAGUGAUGACAUGAAGGAGAUGACCAACUGUGUCCGCCAGGCCAUACGCUCCACGUCUCUGGAGAGGAAAUCCAGCAAGGAACCCGGAAGUCAGACGGCCGGCAUUUCCAGCAGGUCCACGCAGACCUCUGCCCAGUACGUCAGUAUCGGGCUUCAAACCGACAUCCUUCCGAGCAGCAGAGGGGCGAGCUUCCACACCAAAGCCUGGUCUCCUCGGCCCUCGUCAACGGCCACAUCCUCGUUGGUGUCAGCCAGAACCCGGCAGAUAUCAACAUCACUAGAUAAAGUUCACAGCCGCAUCGAUAGGCCGUGCUGUUCGCCCAAGUAUGGAUCACCCAAACUACAACGCAGAGUCUCCUCUGGCUCCACGUCCAGGCUGGAAAUGACUUCCUCCAGGGACCGCAGCCUGUGGAGCCUCCAGCAGAGACCCAUGAGUGGAGGUGGAGGUGGAGGCGGAGGCGGAGGCUCAGCCUGGGCUCGCUCCACCACCACCAGGGACAGCCCCGUCCUCAACGGCCUCACCGAUGGCCUCUCCAGCCUCUUCAGCGUGGUGGAACACUCUGGAAGCACAGAGUCGCUGUGGAGGGGUGACGGAGGUACCAGCCAGUGUGCCAGUCCAGCACGACCACCUUCUGCCGCAGGAAAACCCUCUGCAGUGGUGGCCUGUGGAUCUGAACCCAGCACUCAGCGGUACAGUGGCCUGGUCCAGGAGUUCUUCAAGAGUGUCUGCAGCAGCCAUGACCAGGGAGGAGUCAUCCUGCCUGUGGAGAGAGCGCAAAAAGAAUCCCUGGGCGGUCUCAGAGGUCUGAGUGUCCCGGGGGGUUUUGUCCCCAUCGAUGAGCCCAAGCCAGAGUGCAUGUCAGCUGUGGUCGGAGGUCUCGCUAACGACAGUGUCACCAGGAUUGUUAAUAAGAGGUUUAUGAGACAACCGGUCGGGGAAGAGAUGGUCAAUAUCUUGGGAGGAGGGAAGGAAACAUUGAGCAACGCCGGAGUUGCAGGAGUAGGGCCGGAGGAUGCACCCUGUGACUGCGCCUCCCAGUCAUCCUGCCUUGCCCGACCAUCCAGAACAGCAGCUCGCCAUUCACUAGGGCAGUGCAAGCACCGCCCACUAGAGUCUCCGGCGGUAACGGAGGAGAAGAAGGAGGCCUGCAGCGAGUGACGCCACUUCUACUGCCACAUGCAAAGACACGCAACACACAGGAAGACACACAACCACAAGCACACGCACACACACACACACACACACACACACACACACACACACACACACACACACACACACACACACACAAAGCAAUACUGAUUCUUCACAAACACUGAACACCACUGCCAUAAAAACACAACCUUCACCAAAUGUACAUACACACCUACAACCUGCCACACAGGCGCACUGCCAGACACAACAUACACAGCCUGCACAGACUGCCCCACAAACACACUGCCACACACACACACACACACACACACACACACACACGUACACAAACCUAGGUAACAUUGGAGUAGGAUAACAAGGACUGAAUCCAACAGUUCAGAACAACACAAAAAUACCAGCAAGACACAAAACUAGACACACUCAUCAUCUUACACACUUAAUUCAACAAAAUCUACUCUCAACUGAUGAGAGUCUAACAAGUUAAACUAUGAUGUCAGGACUGGACCUACACUCACCACCACCCCUCCACAAUGAUGACGCCAUGUUAGAGCAGAAAGAUAGGAUGCGGUCCCAGUGUGUUGCUAUGGGAACUAUAAAACAGAAGAGGAGACAUUUAUCAAAGCUGAAAAAAACAUUUUAUGUCCCGUUAGCAACUCUGCAACCUCGUCACAUACACGCCUGCCGUGCUCGGGAAACGCAGUUGUACCACUUAGAUUGUUUAGCACAAUAAUAUCCCUGCGAGUGUCUUCUACGACGGGUCCUGAUGAUACAUCUGAUUCAGUUUGCAGAGCAGCGUCUCUUGUCAGCUCGCAAAAAGGAGAACCUCUGCAGCGCUGUCGGACUUAGUAUCCCAGCAUGACCACAGUUGGACUCCAUCGAUGGAUGUUCGGACGUGUCAGCUUGACAAAUGAGACCAUGAAACUCAUCUCGGACUGGACCUCCUACUAUUGUUGUUAAGUAGCAACAACAAAAAAUCCCUCCUGGCUCGUUUAGUUGCAACACUCCACUAAGUUCCCAAAAGGACGUCGGCAACAAAUACAGGGACACUUUGUGGCAUUGUAGCCACGUCUUAAACCUUGUUUUACCCUCCAGAGUCUGUAUGUGCAGCAGGUGGAAAAAGUGCCUGUCUGUGUCAUAUUUUUUAGAUAUUUCUCCACUGAUGUCAAGGGUCCCCCACCAUCUGAUAAAGACAUGUGGUGUACAGUCCUGCAGCACUGGUUGGGGACCAUUCCUCAUCGAUUUGCAAUGACCUCAAAGCCAAUCUGCAUAUUUGUCCCUCUUCUUGUACCAGUUUUUCUACAUGCUAGCAAAACCCAGACCAACACAGCAAAUGUACUCCAUUCAUCUCUAUUCUGUAGAAAAAGUUGAGAAAAUCAUGUCUUCACUGAAUCAUGACAUUGUGACUUUUGGAAUCUGUUUCACAUAGUGAUGAAGAAAUAAUGAUACUGACCUGCUUUAUCAAUACAUCUCUAUCCUCUGUGCUUUAUAGGAUCAGAUGUGAACAAUAGGAAACAAACACAGAUUCUCAGUGUGUUCAAACUUCAUCAAGCAGAAAGGAGAUAUUAGUCAAUGCAUUCCUUUUUAUUACAGAAAACAUUCACAUUUCCUCAGUUCUGUAUGUUGUAUUUGCCCGUUCAGUUCUCAGCUUCCUCUUGUACCACUACAUCAUUCCUAAGUCUUUUACUUCCUCCUUUCUCUCUUCUCUGGAAUACAACUGUCAUUGUUUUUUCGUGCUACACAGUUGGUGGAGCUCCAGUAUGAUAAUGUAGAGCUGUAACAACAUGAAAAGAUGCUUCGAGCUCUGAAUGUCCCACUGCAUUCACACGGAGGACUGACAGUUUAUAAGUAAUCAUUUUACUAAAUUCUUAAUUUCCUUUUUGAUCUUUUCAAACUUUAGUCAAACACGUUGUUUAACUAAAUUAAACCUGUGUCUCCAUAAGUCAGUAGGAUGUCUGCACACUUAUUGUUUGUGUACAAAAACUACAAAUACUGUAAACUAAGAGCAUUUUUAUAACAGUUUUUUUUCUCCCAUCUGUUUGUUUGCGAUAUCAUUCUCUUUCUAAUCAACCUACCAAUAAUCAAAGUGCCUGUCAGACUGCCUGUUAGUCAGCUCACACCAAAACUGGACUCCAUAUGAAAAAGAAACCCAGCAGGCCUUUUUUUCUUUAAAUGGGUAAGAUUGUUUUUAUGAACAUAACUGCGCACAUAACUGUGUACUGAAGCUACAGUAAGGUACUGUACCACAGUGGAGGAAGGACAAAAUGGUUUACAGGUAUAGAAGGGUAUAUGAGGUUUUUUGUUUUAUACCAAGGAUUAUUGUAUUUCUGGAAGCUAAAUUAUUUUUGUUUAUUUUAGUUUUUUUAUAUGGAUGUUUUUACAGAUUACUAGCCUGUUGUUUCUAUUGAGUUCUCAUGGUGCUACUUAGUGUAAAGUCUGCUGUGGGACGCUGCCUUCAACAAGGCAUCCACCAAUCGAUCCUUUCGUCUAUUUCAAUGUGUCUCCUCCACAGCUUGUGCCGGAGCAGCCAUCGGGUGUCUCUGUCUCUGCGCACAGUUUGAUGACUCAGCAAUUUGAAAUAGGGCAUUACCGUAACAGUGCAUGUAUCUAAAAUAACACAGUGAGGAAAAGCCACAGUCUAAACGCUGCUGUCUGUCUCCAGUCCAGCCCUCACUGCUGGUACAAAACCAACGAUAUGAAACCAGUCUGUGCUUCAGAAGCUACUGGCCCGAUUGCCACAGGAAUAGUUUUGUCUCAUUCCCGACCACAUUUAUACAAAAGGUAGUUUUUAGCCAAGAAACCUGAGACCACAGGAAUAAUGUAACCUCGUUCAAAUAUUUUCGACAGUCCCAAAAAAAGCACAGCUAAUACAGUUGCGUCCAAAUCCACUGCUCUACUUUCCAUGAUAGUUCCAUCUGUCAACGCUUUGUCGUUGUGUCACACAAUUAAAAACCACAUCUGUUGAUGUUAAAUACAUAACAUGUAUUUAACAUCAACAAUAGAAAUUGCGGAAAUGCUGAAAAUAGAUAAAUUCUGGUGAUUUCUAGUCUCGAGUUUCAUCUUAAAUACAGCUCAUUUAAUCUGAAGAAUAUAUAAGAUCGCUAACAAGCUAGCUGCUUCCCUCAGCUGGGCAGCUACAGCGACUUGCACGUCAGAACGGGUGUUUUCUCUACUUGAAAAAAAUGUAACAAGGAUUUUCCAUCAGGAUCAAUGUUCUUUUAAAUAUGCAACUACCACCCGUAGUUUUAGAAAAGAUUUUGUUGCUCGUUAGCAAAGACAUUUUUGAAUGUCCAUAAAAACUUCUCAAACCAAUCCUGCAGUAUAAUCCACUACUUUGCUGCCCCCUCUUGUUGCUAAACCUGGUUCAACAAAAAUCAUUUUCUAAUUAUGGCAAAAUAUUCGGCCUCUGGUUGACGCUGCCCUGGUUAGUAGUUAGCAUUUGUUUCACACAGCUACAUUUGGAAGCAUAUUUAAGCAUAAGGACAAAAGGUUUACAGUGAAGUUCUGAAUCCGGAGGUCUGGCACAAUGUAUCAAACCGUAUAGUUCAUCCAUGACCACAGCAGCUCAACAUCCAGUGUAACGAUUUUCAUUUGAAAAUAUCAGCACAAUGAAAAGCUGCAAAAUUAGCCAAAUAGAAACCCAAGCCAAGAAGUUUGCCGCUAUUGAAAAAUACGAGCCACUAAUGCUAUUUUAUGUUCACGCACAAAUUACAGUACAUGCUGCACGUUACCAAGACACGGAGAACUCAGAAGCUCACCAACAUGUUAUUAUCUAUGCCCAAAAUAGUUAAGACGCAUUAUUUGAAACUUUGUAAGGGAGAAAUGAAGAAACUCCUAAAAUAGUUUUCCCUUCAAUGGGGCCCUUUAGCUGCUGCCCGACAUCUUUGCCGAAAAAAUUCUAAAAGGAUCCUGAGAUGUUUACACACAGUUCAGUUGACUCCAGUCUGGCUCAGGUUCAGUCUGCAGUGACCACAGUCCACUGAUGACUCAGCCGUCCCACAGUCUCUGCCACCACACACCGGAAUCAAUCAUCUGAAACCACAAAGGAACCUUUAUCAUACCCUAAUAUUAGGUUUGGCAACACUUCUGCUAUUUGGAUAUACUGCAAAUUCUACAAAAUAAUACUGCUAAAUAUACUACAGAAUCUGUCAUGAUAAAACCAACAAGCUUGGGCUCAAAAUCGCUCCUUUUAUUUUUGAAAUCUGAACAUGAUGUCAAUAAUAGGUCUGAUGAGUUUAUAAUAGGAUUUUAAAAUCAAACCUUCGCCACGCCUGGAAAAGAAAAGCACAAACCUGAAACUAAUCAUACUUUUCAAACUUUUUACGUGCAGACACUUUGGCAUCCUUCACUCUAAAUAAAUAAAAUAGUGUGAUUUUGAUAUUUUAAUAGUCCACAGUUUGAGGACAAAAAACAUUUGAUAUUUUAUAUGUAAUGAUUUAAUGUAAAGCUUUCUAAGUUUCCGAUGAUCCCACCUCACUGACCUAGAUGAAGUUAACCAGAUUCUGUUCUACCUCGUCCACUUAUGAAUAUACUCUGAGAUGCGUCAUUGAACAACACAGACUCAUGUAUAUUGUAAAUAUGAUGAAUCACCUGAACACAUCUGUCGCCUGUAUAUACCAGAGCUUCAGUCGUAUUGUCAUUUCGUCCUGUCAAUUCGAAGGUCACUUUAGUGCCUUGACUCUUCUGUAUGACACAAUGCCAACCAGGUUCACUAAAACAAGAUUGUCUUCAUUUGUGGUCUUGCAGUAGGUGCAGACUGAUUUGUGUUUACAUUACUAUUAUAACUACUCAUUGUGACAGAUAAUCUGUGUUGCAAGUCACAAUGGGAUCUCAAAAGUACAGUUUGCCUAAGAGACUAGUUUUGCUUCACAUCUGUGUGACCAGACCUCCAAAUAGGUGCAAAUUUUACCAAUGUCGCAUUUUGACUUAAUGUUUUUUUAAUAUUGAGUCAAGCAUCAUCUUAUGUUGUUAUGAUGUGAAUAUAAAGAUAUGAAACGAAAGACGAUUCCAGCACAUGUCAGGUUGUGGGGAAAAAAAACUGCCACUGUCUUAUAUGGAGGACACAAACAAAAUACAGAAUGAAGUUCCAUGUUUUUAACUGAUUUGAACAUAAACACAUUGGGAUUCAUGACUUUAAACAGUUAUAAUGUUUUUUUUAAUCUUUUCCACACUGUUUGAUUUUUACUGUAUCUCAGAUCUACUGCGACCUGGACACAUUUUCUAUGAGAAUCUAAAAUGGCGCAGUCAGCAUACGACUCUUUCCGUCUCUGUUGUCGUUGGUCAGUCGUGUCUCCGCCUUUCCGGCUUUUCCACCUGCCCGCCAGGUGUCACAUUUGCUCCUCCCCCUCAGAUAUAGAGUCACUGCAGCCGACAGAUGAGCAUGUCACUCAGCAUCACCAGCCAAUGACAGAUGAGCUCUUACAGGUCGCAACCACGAGUCUCUUUAUUCCCCUUGUGUCUGUGACAUGAACCUCUCCAGCCUUUUUAACAUGUUUCCAUUACCGUUCAUAUGAUUGUUACAUUCUGGCAGUAUGUACAUGAAUUCCUUACUGUUCAUAAUGUUAUAGCUAAACUAUUACCUAGAGACAGCCUGUAUAUUCGCUUUAUAUAACGUACUCUUGUCCUUUUUUUAAAAAUGCUUGACUCUUUAGUAAAAGGAGAAUGCAAUGAAAGCUAUUCAAUAAAACGAGUACACAGUAAGGAAAUGUGUCCCCCCCUUGCAUCACCACUUGAAAAGAGAGGAAAGGCUUGUACCCUCUCUGUCCUUUUUGUUUCGUUGAGAAAAAGCUGAAUAUCAACAGCAGGUCGCUGUGGAAGUAUGUAGCUCUCUAGUUUUACACACCACCUCCUCUGUACAUAGGUGCAUUUAGAAACGGAGGAACCAUGGCAGGAAAUGUUGAAGACGUUCAAUGAGAACAUUUGAUCCAAGUGGAUUUUUAAACGGGUUGGGGGGAUUUUUUUCUUUUUUGCAACCAAUGUAGCUUGCAAAACACAAUAUUAUAAAUGCCUCCUGUUUGUCAUAGAAUUCACAAAUAAAUGUUUGUUGGAAUUUAA